CAUGCCAAGGCGUAAGAUCCCGAACCUCUGGCACAGCAACGGCUUAUCUGCUGCUUCUCUCGACUUUUUACUUUGGUAAACGCGACGUCGUACCUCUCGUUUCGUAUUUAGGCGGAAGUUGUAGAGUCUCGGGGCGUUCGGCAGUGGUCGCACGCACGAGACUUUUCUUUGGCGACGAAUUUGAUUUGAUCGCGCCGAAUAAUUCGAGCACCGCAAUUAUGAAUAAAUUCAACGGGAAUAAGUUCAAGAUGGAUUAUUCGCAAUUCAAAACGGAAGUUUCCAAGCGCAGAAGAUCGGCCGCUACGAGAGAACUGACAAAAAUCGCCUACUCGACGCCGCACAGCGUCAUUUCUCUGGCCGAGGGGAUGCCAAACGAGGAAACCUUCCCGUUCACGGAGAUCUCCAUAAAGCUGAACGACGGCUCCGAUUUCGUGCUCGAAGGCAAUGAGCUCGCUGCGGCUCUCCAAUACAUUCCCAGCCAGGGCUUUCCGCCUCUUCUGCAGGUAAUAAGAGAGUUUCAAAGGAAAGCACACGCCCCACCACUGUGGGAUAGUCGCGAAGUCUUGAUUGUAGCAGGUGGACAGGACGGACUGAGCAAAGCACUCGAAGCUAUUAUCGGACCCGGUGAUCCGAUUUUAGUGCAAAAUCCGGUUUAUCCGGGCGUUAAUGUAGUGAUUACGCCUCACAACGCGGAGCUCAUCCCGAUCGAGCAGGACGAUUACGGUGUAAUACCGAUCUGCUUGCGCAAGCGGCUACAGGAGCGCGAGGCUUCUAGUCUGAAGAUGCCAAAGAUUAUGUAUAUUAACGCGACCGGCGCCAAUCCAACCGGCACAGUCAUGCCCCUGGAGAGGAGGAAGCAGAUCUACAGGAUAGCCUGCGAGUACAAUUUCCUCAUCCUCGACGACGAUCCCUAUCACUUUAUGUACUUCACCGACGAAGCGCCGAGAUCGUUCCUAUCAUUGGAUACGGAGGGGCGCGUGAUAAGGUUGGACUCGUUCUCGAAAGUCUUGAGCAGUGGCUUGAGAAUUGGCGUAAUCACGGCAGCUUCGCCUUUGGUAGCGAGUAUCGAGCUACACAUGCAAAGCAGUCAUCUACAUGCUCCAACCUUGUCUCAGGUGAUUCUGUAUAAGCUCUUGAAAAUCUGGGGCUACGACAAAAUGAUGGAGCACUUCCGCAGGAUAAGAAGCUUUUACAAGGAGAGAAGAGAUCUCAUCGUCAAAGUAGCGGAAGAACACUUAUUAGGCAUAGCAGAAUUCUCAGUGCCGAGUGCCGGAUUUUUCUUAUGGAUAAAGGUCCCUGGUAUCGAAGACACAUGGAAAAUGGUAAUGCAACGAGGCGUCACUCAUGGGAUUCUCGUGGCUCCUGGUGCUGCUUUCAUGGCCGACACCUCCAAGCCUUGCAACGCCAUCAGGGCGAGUUUCGCUAAAGCUUCCUACAAGGAAAUGAAUGUGGCCAUCGAACGGCUGGCGCUGCUCAUCAAAGACGAGUUGGCGAAAAAUAGGUCGAUCUUGAAUGGCAACACGUGAGGAUUGAGAUCUACGGAUGAGGAGACACAUCGGACGACCUUUCACCAAUCAGCAAUUCGGCUGAGGGCCAAGCCGACCGCUGGUAAGCCGUGGAGCC
Molecule: messenger RNA, 1623 nt
Organism: Ceratosolen solmsi marchali
Lineage: Eukaryota; Metazoa; Arthropoda; Insecta; Hymenoptera; Agaonidae
Product: kynurenine/alpha-aminoadipate aminotransferase, mitochondrial
Exons: 8
Coding region: 219-1526 (435 amino acids)
Biological process (GO): biosynthetic process
Molecular function (GO): L-kynurenine:2-oxoglutarate transaminase activity; pyridoxal phosphate binding
Source: RefSeq, a predicted model, not a curated record